Metarhizium brunneum ARSEF 3297 is the source of this 1539-nucleotide messenger RNA. RefSeq lists its product as uncharacterized. The record is from RefSeq and is a predicted model, not a curated record. NCBI's taxonomy places the organism in Eukaryota, Fungi, Ascomycota, Sordariomycetes, Hypocreales, Clavicipitaceae.
AUGCAAACGUCUACAUCCCCGGUCGUUGACCAAUCUUCCCCAUGUCAAACCCCCGUCCAGGGGCAAGAUGUGUUCUGCAACAGUCCUCUGAGCACCCUUCGAUCUGCCGAUUCAUCUUCUUCUGCAGCCCUAACCAGUGUUGAUAAGAGCUUGUUUCGUUCACCGUCUUUGCCCACAGCAGCCUCUACACGAAGACAAACUUGGCCUGAGCCAGCUUCUCCGACAAGGCAGUCUCCGCUGCGGAAGUCUACGGUCCCAGGAGACAUACAAAGUUCGGACGAGGAGGUGUUUCCAGUUCCGGGCUCACCGUCUACGCUCGGUCAUCUACGCAGAAAUAGGGCUGCCAUGUCUUUGACGGGUGACAGAAGGGGCAGAGAAUCACUGGACAGAUCUCAGGCUCGGCCUGGCGCUUGGUGCAUGAGACGACAUAACAGGGUCGUUGAAGAGAGUCCAGCAGAAGAUCAAACGGCAUCAUCUGAAUCCACACCUACCAAAUCACGCAGCUCUCCCACUGUUGCCGCCCUAUCACCCGCAGCCAACAUUGCUCGGCCAAAGCUCACUUCGCCUACUUCAGCAUCCCGGUUCUCCCUAUUCAACAUGGCCUCGACCUUGAAGGGUCUAGCAUCCGCUCCAGUCUCGGUGCUCCAGGACGACGAGCUCAUGAAUAUGGACAUUGACGCAGCUCUAUUUCCCGGCGGUUCACCGUCCGACGGCGAAUCCUUCUCACCCGCCGCUUUCAAGAAUUUACAAAUGAACGCCUUCGGUCUACUACGAAAAUUCCAGACAGCCUACCAACACAAGGCCAUGGCAUUGCAGGAACUCCAUGCCGAGAAGGAUGCCCAAGAAGAGGAGAAAAUCGAAGCCGAGACUCGAGCUACUCAUCUGAAGAUGCAGUUGGAAGGCAUGGCACAAAAAGCCGCAGAGACAGAAGCCAUGAUGCAAGCUCUGCUGGAGGAACUCGGUCGCGAAAAAAGACUUCGCGCAGAAGAAAAAUGCACCAGAGAAGGCGGCAUCUUAUCUUCAGGCAUGUCAACCAUAUCCGAGGAUCUCGGUGUGGAAGACGACCAAAGGAAGAAAUACCGCCGUCGAAGUGGCGGAACUACCAAAUCUGACGAAGCGGGCUUCGACACUGACGAUGAAAGUGUAGAUGAAGUCAGUGUAUUUUCGAGGUCGCGCAGUCCCACGCUGCCAGCUAGUAUGUCCGACUCGCACGUCGUCUAUGUCGACAACGGCAACCACAGCUCAAUACCGCCGAUACCGAAACCCACCAUGCUGGAGCCGCCUCGUGCCACACGCCAAUCCCAACCCCAAAUGUCCACCUUUCAAAAGCUAUUCAAAGGCAUUUCUGGUGAUCCUGGCAGGGAUGGUGAGCGAGCUAUUGUCCAAGCUUGUCAGAAUUGUCAGGGCCAAGAUGCCGGCAUAGCUUGGGAUACGGCUAGUUUGCUAAGGCACGAGAAUACGGGUUUGAAGAAAAGAAUCGGGGAGCUAGAGAAUGCAGUUGACGAGGCACUUGAUGCCGUCAUGGGCCUACGGGUGUAA